Messenger RNA from Volvox carteri f. nagariensis, 831 nucleotides. RefSeq lists its product as uncharacterized. The transcript is spliced from 6 exons. The record is from RefSeq and is a predicted model, not a curated record. NCBI's taxonomy places the organism in Eukaryota, Viridiplantae, Chlorophyta, Chlorophyceae, Chlamydomonadales, Volvocaceae. The annotation marks the transcript as partial. Gene Ontology annotation, molecular function: oxidoreductase activity.
UUAUUUAAAAUGUGGUUUUAUUUGUUUCUGUGUCUUUUUGUGCCAAGCUUCUUAACAUAUGUAGUUCAACAUCUCAUCUGCGCAGUUUUUUAUAAAACGCAAAAUUUGAAGAAACGAUAUAAUGCUCAGUGGGCCCUUGUAACUGGUGCCAGCUCCGGUAUUGGCAAGUCCAUCGCAACGCGUCUGGCGCGACAGGGGCUCAACGUUGUGCUUGUGGCGCUCGGAGAUCAGCUGCUUGACACUACGUUUGAGGAGCUCAAAGCGACAUAUCCUCAAUGUCAAUUCCGCAAGGUGCCCGCGGAUUUGGGCGGGAAUGAGUACUUGGGCCCUAUCAUCGAGGCGACCAAGGACAUCCGGGUGCAAAUCAUCUUCUGCAAUGCGGGCUACCUCCUCACGGGAUUCUUCCACACGAGGCCUCUUGACGCGCUCAUGAAGAAUCUCAACUGUAAUGCGGUUAGUGCCGUACAGAUCACCCACCAUUUCGUCCAGAGCAUGAUUUCUGCGGGCUUGCGCGGCUGUGUCGUGUUCACCAGUUCGGCGGCCGCGGCUAUACCGUCACCCUUCUCCGUACAGUACGCCGCCACCAAGGCCUUCAUCUCCGUGUUUGGCGCCUCGCUCGCUCCCGAAGUGCGGCCCCACGGUAUCGAUGUGUUGGUCUUCCAUCCCUCCCCGGUCGCCUCCAGGUUCUAUGAUAAGGCCCACAAGCUCGACGCAUUGGACUUUUUCAAGCGCUUUGCCGUACACCCUGACGAGCUGCCGGAUACUGUGUUCGCCAGCGUGGGCCGCACCGUGUGGCGGGAUGUGGGACCCACCGCCCUGGGCUUCCGGCUU